AUGAGGGCUUCUCAGCUUAACGCCAUCCGCAUCUCCAUGGCAGCCCGGCACGGCUGGCCGCUGCGAGUGUCCACCUGCGCUCUGCCCGACAGUGCUGGAGCUGUCAAGGUUUGCACUGAGCACGGAUAUCUUCCUGUUUGCGUUGAAAAUGACACCGCCGGCCUGGCAAACCCACCUCUGCCGGCAGAGGAGUUGGACCUAACGGUCCCUGGCAUGGCCUUUGUGUUUGGAGCCGAAGACACUGGCGUCCCUUUUGAGGUCGCGGAGGCUUGUGCCCAGUUCAUUUCGAUCCCCUGCCGGGGCAAGGGCUCCCUGAACAUCUCACACGCGGUUGCCUUG
Molecule: messenger RNA, 339 nt
Organism: Symbiodinium sp. CCMP2456
Lineage: Eukaryota; Dinophyceae; Suessiales; Symbiodiniaceae
Source: the annotation of a GenBank genome assembly